AUGUCUAUUGAUAUCAACUGGGAUACACUGACCGGCGGCGCAGAUGGGGCCGCCCGCGCAGAGACAAUACGGGCUUUCAUUCACGACAAAUUCCAGCAGGUGACGUUACCGAAAUUCAUCCGAUCCGUCCACGUACACUCUUUCGAUUUCGGGAGCGCAUCCCCGGAAAUUGAGAUCAAGGACAUCUGCGAUCCUCUACCCGACUUUUACGAGGAGGAUGAAGAUUACCCAGACAACGAAGAUGAUGACGACGAUGAAGCGGGGCUCGACAGCAAUCCCCGCAACAAAUGCAUCACACGCAAAGGAACAAACUUCAAGUCAGUCGCGAUUAGCCUCGUCGCGCGUCAAUUCGAAACCUCCCACCAGUCAGCCUUGACACCGGGCAUUCCUGGUGGGACGUCUAACAUCAAUUACUUCCAUCUUCCGUUGAGUGCCGGCCUGUCUGGUGCAACCACGCCUCUGGCUGCCGUGGCCGGUGCUCAGCUGCAGGGCUGGCUCGACAAUCCCUAUGGUCGGCCUUCGACGCCGACAAAUAUGCGUCGACUUCGCCAUGCUGCGUCCUUUAAUUCUCUCACUUUGACACCGCAGUCCCAUCCAGACCCUAGCUCCCGACCGUCUUCACGGCACCAGCACGACGACGAAAGGAGAAGGUCCCUUGCCGAAUCUGACGACGCCUCGUCCCAGCAUGGCUACGACAGGACGCCGUCUGUGUCACCUCACCCCAUGCGCGAGAAAAGCCCCGAAGAUAUCCAAGUCGUCGCUCACGUGCAAUAUUCUGGAGACAUCAAGAUGUCACUUACCGCGGAGAUUCUCCUGGACUAUCCAAUGCAAAGCUUUGUUGGCAUCCCGCUGAAGCUCAACAUCACUGGCUUAACUUUCGACGGCGUUGCCCUGCUAGCGUACAUUAAGCGUCGAGCUCACUUCUGCUUCCUGUCUCCUGACGAUGCGGAAGCGCUGGUCGGUAGCGACGCCGGCUUCAACGGACUGCAGACUGACUCAAACGGUGAGAAUGCCCAACCCGUGCAGCGUCCCAAGAUCGGCGGGCUGCUGGAGAACAUCCGCGUUGAAAGCGAAAUCGGAGGACAGGGCUCUGGAAAGCAAGUGCUCAAGAAUGUGGGUAAAGUGGAGUCAUUUGUGCUGGAGCAAGUCCGGCGCAUCUUUGAAGACGAAUUUGUCUAUCCCAGUUUCUGGACAUUUCUUGUUUGA
Parastagonospora nodorum SN15 is the source of this 1206-nucleotide messenger RNA. RefSeq lists its product as hypothetical. Gene Ontology annotation, biological process: phospholipid transport; mitochondrion organization. Gene Ontology annotation, molecular function: lipid binding. Bases 1 to 1206 code for a protein of 401 amino acids. Gene Ontology annotation, cellular component: ERMES complex. The transcript has 3 exons. Lineage: Eukaryota; Fungi; Ascomycota; Dothideomycetes; Pleosporales; Phaeosphaeriaceae. The record is from RefSeq and is a predicted model, not a curated record.